Molecule: messenger RNA, 879 nt
Organism: Gilbertella persicaria
Lineage: Eukaryota; Fungi; Mucoromycota; Mucoromycetes; Mucorales; Choanephoraceae
Exons: 1
Coding region: 39-812 (257 amino acids)
Biological process (GO): carbohydrate metabolic process
Cellular component (GO): membrane
Molecular function (GO): chitin deacetylase activity
Source: RefSeq, a predicted model, not a curated record
UGUAUGACUACCUUCAAGAACAAAAAUUAAAGGCUACUAUGUUCUAUAUUGGAUCCAAUGUGCUUGACUGGCCCUACGGUGCUUUGCGUGGUGCUGUUGACGGUCAUCAUAUUGCUUCUCACACCUGGUCUCACCCUUACAUGACAACCCUGACUAACAAGGAAGUUCUUGCUGAAUUGUACUUCACUCAAAAGGCCAUCAAGCUCGCUACUGGCUUGACUCCUCGUUACUGGCGUCCUCCUUAUGGUGAUGUUGAUGACCGUGUUCGUUGGAUUGCUUCUCAAUUGGGCAUGACUGCCGUUAUCUGGAACUUGGAUACUGACGAUUGGGCUGCCGAUGAUGGUUCUACUCCUGAAGCUGUUGAAAAGACUUAUCAAGAAUUUGUUGAUAUGGGCAGCAACGGCACAUUUGCUACUGGUGGUAACAUUGUUUUGACUCAUGAAAUCGAUAACCUCACUAUGUCUUUGGCCCUUGAAUACUUGCCCAAGAUUCAGUCAAGCUACAAACAAGUCCUUGAUGUUGCUACUUGUGCUAACAUCACUAAUCCUUACUUUGAAAACUACCAAUGGCCCAGUGGCUUGAACAGCACAAUAAACAACACAACCACUACCAAUACAACAACAGAAACGUCAGGUGCCUCUACUCUUGUUGCUGCUACUACUACUUUGGUUACUGAGGCUAGCAAUGCCGCCACCAGCUCUGACUCUUCUGCCACUGCUUUUUCUCAAGUCCAAGCUAUCGCUAAUGGCGCCAGUUUGACUACCCCUAGCAUUGCUUUGGUUUUUGGCAUUCUUGCUUCUAUGAUUUUCUAAGCAUUUUGUAGAUAUAACAUUUUGUAAUUUAUUUAAUAAAGAUAUUAGACUUUAUUUUCUAACAGCA